Messenger RNA from Periconia digitata, 1958 nucleotides. NCBI's taxonomy places the organism in Eukaryota, Fungi, Ascomycota, Dothideomycetes, Pleosporales, Periconiaceae. The record is from the annotation of a GenBank genome assembly.
UUGUAUAAGUCUUAAAAAGACUGUUUGUCCGAGAUUCGCACCCUCACUCAUCAAUAUCAUCCAGUCCAUCAGAACAGAUGUAGUCAUCCCAAAGCGCAUAUUCGGGGAUUGAGCCACAUGAUAGUAGAUCUCCAGUUGACACGCACUCAAGUACGCCUUGGUCCUGCACGGUGACUCGGGGCAGGCUCGGAGGGAUCGAAACGCCGAGAAUGUCGCUUAUACGCUGUGCAAUGUAUUCGUUGAUAGCCUGAAGCCCGCAACCGGCGUGUCGCAGGACUUCUACCCUAAGCUCCAUCAUUUCUUUUCGCAAAAGCAUGACGUCGUGCUUGAGCACCUUGUUAUUGAUUGCCAACUUGUUCACACAUCUGAUAGCAUCGACUCCCUCUCAAACCAGCCCACAGCUAGGCGACCCGAUCAUGGCUCAGUAUGAGGAGCUGAGUCCCUUUUUUUUGCUGAGGAUAUUGUUCGUAUGCUUCCGUUUUGAGCUCAGAUUUAGCAUGCGUUUGCCACGGAUAGAGGAAGAAAUUGAGCUCAGAUGUCUUACGGAGAAUUGACUACAGUUCGAAAGCUGUACAUUGAGUAUCAAGUGUCAAACUACGAGAUUAUUGGCCUAUGGCCGGCCUAAAAUAUAUACUGGUAGCUCGUUCGACUAUGCACGGCGCUUUCGUUGAUAUAAACUGAUUAUCUUGCAUUUUGGACCAUAUUCAAUUACAGUAUGCUGCAUUUACCCUGUAACCUGUUUCGUAGAUGAGUUAAUGGGCGUUGUCGUAGUGCAAAGGACAGGUCGUCUGAACUAGAUCCAGUCCCCCGAGACACCAAGACUGGAUCUGCGCUAUAAAAAUUCCUGCGCGGAAGAUUAUUUCCGGAGCUUUGAUACCAGUUAGCGAGAAGAGAGGCUAAUACAACACUACCCACCAUACCUAGCGUGGCUAAGUGUCCACUACGUGUUGCUUCUCUUUAGACGGUUAUAACUAUUCCUGCUAUCCCCCGUCCACUCUUGGUCAACUUUUUACCUCUCUGCAUCAGCAUGAGUGAUAUUUUAAUUGUAAAUUUUUCUUGGUUAGCAGGAAAUGUUUCCUACAGCACUUUUUCUGUUUUGGACCGUCCAGCGCAGACGCUGUAUCCUGGCAAUUUGCGCAUCCAGAAUGCUUCGGUACAACUAUUCAUCCACCUGGAUCGAGAUAUCAGCCGUCCACAGAAGUAAUAUUACCUUAAAAGGCAACUCUCUGGCAUAGUUGAAUUCUACGGAAAUUGUUUCCAUCUAGUCAGAGCAUCUUUAUCUGGAUAGAGAUGCUAAGGCGCGGUUUUCGCAUCACCACCCUGCAUCUCCCGCGGCGGACUAUAGUAUCUGAAAAGUUCCUGGGGAUAUUGUUAUUCAAUCUUGUCCGCGUGACAACGCUCUUAAGUACUCUGGGUGUACUACUGUUCGCCUCGUAGACCUGCCGAGCAAAACACAAGUACACAGAAUCUGCUUAAUGGGAUAGUGUAGGCUGCACUCCUGCAUUGCGCCAUUGUUCUCUAUUUUGCCCCAGAUUCUAACUCGUGCAUAAUAGAGUAUUGCGGAUGCUUGAAUAACACGAACAGCUGACGUUGCAAGCGAUGGAAAUAUCUUUGUACCAAAAUGCACCAUCAAACAUCGUGUGAAUGAAAGGACGUUACAUAACGACAACUCAGCACUGCCGUCUGGUAUAAUGGGAUCGUAAUAAUAAUAUCGCUUUCUUCCUUUCUCUCCAGAUAGUCCCGGCGCUUCCCACGUAGAAAUGCCAUCCAAGUAACUCUCGAAGGUCGAAGCUAAGCGUUUUCCGCCUCCACCAGGUAGAUCGACCACAAAAGAAGGUAGCAUAAAUCCAGAGAAGAUCCCGCGAAUAUGCUUUUCUAUCUUUAACAUCGUUCCAAGAGGUGUCCGGAGAUCUUCAACACCGCGUACAAGAUCACAUUGAUACACAUAGUACUGCCUC